Molecule: messenger RNA, 1360 nt
Organism: Ilyonectria robusta
Lineage: Eukaryota; Fungi; Ascomycota; Sordariomycetes; Hypocreales; Nectriaceae
Product: glycoside hydrolase superfamily
Exons: 2
Coding region: 311-1231 (306 amino acids)
Source: RefSeq, a predicted model, not a curated record
GGAGAGACCAUCACAGCUUGUCUCAGACAAUGUCGUGUUCAUCGGACAUGCAAAGACAAGACAUCUCGAUCCCUUUAUUAUAAAUACAGACGCGUCGCAGAACUCCAAAUUCCGUCCUCCAGGCUCAGACAGCACUGUUCCAACUCCCUCUCAAUCUUCAAUCCUCUCUCAACCCCUUGACUUGGGCCUACUUCACGGUUCUAAGGCAUCACUUCCAACCUUCACCACGGUUGCCUCUCAAAGUACCUCGAGCUCCACGAGGACCAGGAAUUUUCAGCAUUCCAGGAUUUGUGAUAGUAAUCACGAAAAUAUGCCUUCAACAAAGUCUUUUCUGUCCUGGAAGGCAUUGGCCCUCAUCGGACUCCAGAUCGUCGCUGCUAGUCCGUUGGGACCCGGACGACCUCGAAGAGCUGCAGCCAAACCCAAGACUACCAAGCCACGAGCCACGUGGAAGCCAAGUGUCGGCGACACGUGGCAAAUUGUGCUCCAAGACCCCAUCAAGGUCAACAAGAAGACGCUCUCGCCCAAUGUCAAAGUUUGGACCCUGGACAUGUACGACAAUGACGCCUCCACUUUCAAGGCUUUGCAGGACGCCGGCAAGAAGGUCAUUUGCUACUUCAGUGCCGGAUCUUGGGAGGACUGGCGAGACGACGCCGACCAGUUCAACGACUCUGAUCUUGGAAACGACAUGGAUGGAUGGGAUGAUGAGCGCUGGCUCAACACUCGCAGCACCAACGUGCGCAACAUCAUGAAGAAACGCAUUGCUUACGCAGCCAGUAAGGGGUGCAAUGCCAUUGAUCCCGACAACCUUGACGGCUAUGGAAAUGACACUGGUAUGAACCUGUCGAAAGCCGAUUCUAUCAACUACAUCAAAUUCCUCGCCAAGACCGCGGCCGCUUACAACAUGUCCAUUGGUUGCAAAAAUAGUCCCGAGAUUGUUGCGCAAGUUAUAGGCUCUGUCGACUUUGUCACUGUCGAGCAAUGCGUUGAAUACGACGAAUGCGACGCCUACGCGCCUUAUAUCAAGGCUGGGAAGCCUGUCUUCCACAUCGAAUAUCCCGACUCGCCCAAUUCAAUGUCCACUGCGUCAACCAACAGUAUCUGCACUAGCGCGACCAAAGGAUCAAGCACUUACGGAUUCACCACUGUUAUCAAGAAGUUGGCGCUAGAUGGCUGGGUCAAGUAUUGCGGAGGAUCACAAGUCUACACCACCAGUGUUCAGUCGAAGUGAGAUUGGUUAUGUUUUCAGUAUGGAUGCCUAUUGGCUCUCUACUGUGCAUUUCAUGAUGAUACGAACGGGUAUUCAGUUAUUAGCAUUACGAUGAUAUAAUUAAUAAUUUAAUUGAUGUGAAUUUAACCG